UGCGUUCAUACAUGUGGUUGAGAGAGGACAACGGUGGGAGGGGAGGGAGAGGAAAAACGCUGAAGCAGAAUCCCCGCUUUCUUUCUCUCUCCCUCUCUUCUCUUUCUGUUCCCCGAACGCAGCGCGCGUAUCCCACUCACUGAGCGCGAGGCUCCGCGGCACGCGCACACACGCCUGCUCACACACUCACGCACAGUCACACUCACACAGAACCAGCCGAGACAGGGAAGAAUGAGGAAGAACUCGCACGCACGUUUCACCUCUCUCAGAUUUGCUGAUAAAGCAUCAGAUAUUUGAACGCUACGGGUCUGUUUGGGGAAAAACAAACGCGUAUAUGGAAAGCGGAGGGUGUAUAUGUGCAUAUAUUACUCGCGCGGGUCUCUAAUCUCUCCUCCAUCUCAUAUAUAAAAACUAAACUAAUGCGAGCUGGGAUACUACUGACGGCUUCCGACACGCACAGUCUCCGUUAACUCUCCUGCUGCCGCUGUCCCUCAGACUGACUACUUCCCGGAGUACCGUUACGCAGAAGUUUGCCGCCGAGUAAGGAAAGAUGAGGCAUCGUGAGACCUCCCCACGCCUCUUCCUGACCUUUCAGUGUCUAGUCCUUUUGGUUAUAGUGGUCCACAAUGUCCACCAUGUGACAGCCGAACAUGCCCCAGAUCACAGCCAGGAUCAUAGUUCUCCUGCCAACAAAUCUUUGAGCUGUGGGGGCGGCUCAGCCAUAUGUGCCCCUGGAGUCAUCCUUCCAGUGUGGGAACCCCCAAAUCCUUCCUUUGGGGACAAGGUAGCCCGGGCCACCGUUUACUUUGUGGCACUGGUAUACAUGUUUCUGGGGGUUUCGAUUAUUGCUGAUCGCUUCAUGGCAUCUAUCGAGGUCAUCACCUCACAGGAAAAGGAGAUCACCAUUAAGAAACCAAAUGGUGAAACGACCACCACAACUGUACGCAUCUGGAAUGAAACCGUGUCCAACCUUACCCUCAUGGCUCUGGGUUCUUCGGCUCCUGAAAUUCUGCUGUCGGUCAUUGAAGUGUGCGGCCAUAACUUUGAAGCUGGUGACCUCGGUCCCUCUACCAUCGUCGGCAGUGCAGCUUUCAACAUGUUUGUCAUUAUUGGAAUCUGUGUCUAUGUGGUGCCCGACGGAGAACAUCGCAAAGUGAAACACCUGCGUGUGUUUUUUGUUACUGCUGCUUGGAGCAUUUUUGCCUAUUUGUGGAUGUACCUGAUCUUGGCUGUUUUGUCACCUGGUAUUGUCCAAGUGUGGGAGGGUCUUCUCACUCUUUUCUUCUUUCCCAUUUGCGUGGUCUUCGCUUGGAUCGCUGACCGCCGCCUCCUGUUUUACAAGUAUGUUUACAAGCGCUACCGAGCUGGCAAGCACCGUGGCAUGAUUAUCGAGACAGAGGGGGACCGGCCUUUACCAUCCAAGGUGGAUAUCGAGAUGGAUGGGAAAAUGCUGAACUCCCAUGCCGUGGACUUCUUGGAUGGAACUCUGGCUUUGGAACUGGAGGAUAAAGACCUGGAUGAGGAUGAAGCUAGACGUGAAAUGGCGAAGAUCUUGAAGGAACUGAAGCAGAAACAUCCAGAUAAAGAGGUGGAGCAGUUGAUUGAGCUAGCUAAUUACCAGGUGCUCAGCCAGCAGCAGAAGAGCCGUGCAUUCUACCGAUGCCAGGCAACCCGCUUGAUGACCGGAGCAGGUAACAUUCUGAAGAAACAUGCGGCAGACCAGGCUCGUAAAGCAGUGAGCAUGCAUGAGGUACGCAGUGACACUGGUGAGAAUGACCCAAUUUCUAAGAUCUUUUUUGACCCUUGCUCAUACCAGUGCCUGGAAAACUGUGGCACCGUGGCAGUGAAUGUGAUCCGUCGUGGAGGCGAUCUCAAUCAAACCGUGUCCGUGGAAUUUCGCACUGAAGAUGGAACCGCAAAUGCUGGCUCAGACUAUGAGUUCACUGAAGGUACCGUUGUUUUCAAGCCUGGUGAGACACAGAAGGAAAUCCGAGUUGGAAUUAUUGACGAUGACAUCUUUGAAGAAGACGAGAACUUCCUCAUCCACCUAAGCAAUGUCCGUGUGGUUCAUGAGGGUGAUGAGCCAGAGACCACUGAAGCCAAUCAUGUGGAGACCAUUGCAACACUCGGUCUGCCCUCCACAGCAACAGUCACCAUCUUUGACGAUGACCAUGCUGGAAUCUUCACAUUUGAAGAGCCGGUCACCCAUGUGAGUGAGAGUGUGGGUGUCAUGGAAGUGAAGGUCCUGCGUACGUCUGGUGCCCGUGGGGUGGUGUCAGUGCCAUAUAAAACCAUUGAGGGAACAGCCCGUGGAGGGGGAGAGGACUUUGAAGACAGCCAUGGUUUUCUGGAGUUCCAAAACGACGAAAUUUUGAAGACGAUAACAGUCAGGGUUCUCAAUCGAGAGGAGUACCAUAAGCAAUGCAGCUUUUUCAUAGAGCUACAGACGCCACUUUGGAGAAGGAGAGGAUGGACAGUAUACAGAGACGAGGAGAAGGAGGUGGUGAAAGAAGAGGAGGAGCCUCUGACAGGUGAAGAAGAGGAAGAACGCCGCAUUGCUGAGAUGGGAAAACCAAUGCUUGGAGAUCACCCCAGAGUAGAGGUUAUCAUCGAGGAGUCCUAUGAAUUUAAGAACACCGUUGAUAAGCUGAUUAAAAAGACAAACUUGGCUCUUCUGGUUGGCACCAACAGCUGGAGGGACCAGUUUAUUGAGGCCAUUACGGUCAGUGCUGGUGAGGAUGAUGAUGAUGAAGAAUGUGGAGAAGAGAAGCUUCCCUCCUGCUUCGAUUAUGUCAUGCAUUUCCUAACCGUCUUCUGGAAAGUUCUCUUUGCUUUCGUGCCACCGACCGACUACUGGAACGGUUGGGCGUGUUUCGUGGUGUCAAUCAUUAUGAUUGGCGUCCUGACGGCUUUUAUCGGUGACCUGGCAUCUCAUUUCGGCUGCACCAUCGGUCUCAAAGACUCAGUCACAGCAGUGGUGUUUGUGGCACUGGGCACUUCAGUACCAGACACAUUUGCCAGUAAAGUGGCAGCGAUACAGGAUCAGUAUGCCGAUGCAUCCAUUGGAAACGUGACGGGCAGCAACGCCGUGAACGUGUUCCUGGGCAUCGGAGUGGCCUGGUCCAUCGCCGCCAUCUACCACAACUCAAAGGGCAACGAUUUCAGGGUGGAGCCAGGAAACCUGGCCUUCUCCGUCACCCUCUUCACCAUCUUCGCCUUCAUCUGUGUGGCGGUGCUCAUGUACCGGCGCCGGCCCGAUAUCGGCGGUGAGCUGGGGGGUCCGCGGACUGCGAAAGCGCUGACCACAAUGCUCUUCGUCAGCCUUUGGCUCCUCUACAUCCUCUUCUCCUCUCUGGAGGCUUACUGCCACAUCAAGGGCUUCUAAACAUGCACUCACAUGCUCACACACACACACACACACAGAACUACACAGACACACACAAACACAUUCAUGCAUUCUGGGGAAAACUAACAAGGACUGCAGAGGAAGGCAACAGCGGUGGAUGAUGGUUUUCCACAGACCAUCUUUUCUCCACACAUCAUUUGUUCAUCUUCAUCUUCCUCCGCUCAACGACUGCAUCUGAUUGGACCACAGUGUCCAGACAUCAAAAUCUAGACUAUGAAAUUGCUACCUUUA
Messenger RNA from Danio rerio (zebrafish), 3637 nucleotides. The record is from RefSeq and is a predicted model, not a curated record. Lineage: Eukaryota; Metazoa; Chordata; Actinopteri; Cypriniformes; Danionidae.